AUGGAGCGCGGCGAAUUUGGCUUGGUGCCUGGAGAAACCGGAGGAGAACGGAAUUUUCGGACGGGGAUGGGAGGGAGGAGGAAGGCGGCCGCGCCUUUUUCCACGGCAGAAAAUAAAAGGUUCCAGGAAGAAACGAAACAAUCCACCAAACCAAACCCAACCACCACUCCUCCAUUCCAAAAGAAGAAAAAGACGAAGCAGCAAUCCCGCACCAGACCAAGAAUGGAUGCCGAGAGCGAUGAGCGCAGGAGCCCUUACUUACCACCACCUCAGCUUCACCAUGUCGAUCGCGGACGCGCGGGCGCGGCGGCGGAGGACUGGGGAGAAGGGAUGCGGGGGUGGUGGUGGUGGGGACGGAUGGAAAGGGACAAGAACCUGCUGCUGCUGCUGCUGCUCCUCCUCCUGCGUUUGUUUAUUCCGGGGCGGGUGAACGGACGGAAGUGCCUCUCGUCGCUCCUCUCAAAUCCUCAGAAUGGGGAGGGGUAG
Messenger RNA from Miscanthus lutarioriparius, 486 nucleotides. The record is from the annotation of a GenBank genome assembly. Lineage: Eukaryota; Viridiplantae; Streptophyta; Magnoliopsida; Poales; Poaceae.